Messenger RNA from Cercocebus atys (sooty mangabey), 699 nucleotides. It is a transcript of the gene BPIFA2, whose product is annotated as BPI fold containing family A, member 2. Lineage: Eukaryota; Metazoa; Chordata; Mammalia; Primates; Cercopithecidae. The transcript has 7 exons. The record is from RefSeq and is a predicted model, not a curated record. Gene Ontology annotation, molecular function: lipid binding. Bases 1 to 699 code for a protein of 232 amino acids.
AUGCUUCAGCUUUGGAAACUUGUUCUCCUAUGUGGCGUGCUCACUGGGACCUCCGAGUCUCUUCUUGACAAUCUUGGCAGUGACCUAAGCAAUGUCGUGAAUGAGCUGAAACCUAUUCUUCACGAUGGACUUGAGACAGUUGACAAUACUCUUAAAGGUGUCCUUGAGAAACUGAAGGUCGACCUAGGGGUGCUUCAGAAAUCCAGUGCUUGGCAACUGGCCAAGCAGAAGGCCCAGGAAGCUGAGAAAUUGCUGAACAAUGUCGUUUCUAAGCUGCUUCCAACUAAUACGAACACUUUGGGGUUGAAAAUCAGCGACUCCCUCAUCCUGGAUGUCAAAGCUGAACCAAUCGAUGGUGGCAAAGGCCUUAACCUGAGCUUCCCCGUCACCGCGGAUGUCACUACAACCUUGCCCAUCAUUGGCCAGAUUGUCAACCUGAAAGCUUCCUUGGACCUCCUGACUGCAGUCAGCAUUGAAACUGAUCCCCAGACAAAUCAGUCUGUUGCUGUCCUGGGAGAAUGCGCCAGUGACCCAACCAGCAUCUCACUAUCCUUGCUGGACAAGGCCUUCACAGGGCUCCUCCUAUUCUCUCUCAUAUGCCCACUGAUCCGCAUCUUCCUCCACUCUCUGGAUGUGAAAUUCAUUCAGCAGAUCAUCGAUAAUCUUCAGCAUGAAACCCAGCUGCAAACCUAUAUCUGA